Molecule: messenger RNA, 13065 nt
Organism: Zophobas morio
Lineage: Eukaryota; Metazoa; Arthropoda; Insecta; Coleoptera; Tenebrionidae
Product: titin-like
Exons: 3
Coding region: 84-12983 (4299 amino acids)
Source: RefSeq, a predicted model, not a curated record
CCAAACUGUGCUGUCAAAAAAAUCAAAAUUAGACGUCCCAUUUCCAAAAGGUCCUCGAGCUAUUAUGCAUUCAAAAUUUUAGUAUGAGUUUGUUUUUAAAAAACCUGCCAAAAUCGUUCUUCCGUGCUGUGGUAUCGUCGAGACCUAUCUUCAACAAAGCAAACUCCCUAUUCUCGUCGAUCGCUGUAAAUGCGCAACCCAAACUUCCGGUGUUGGCAGUUGGAAGGAGUCACGCAAAGUCGAUCUGCUUUGGAAGCUCAUCCGAAGAAAAACGAAAGAACCUUUUCAGGAAGUACAACAUAAUCAACCAGCGCGCUUCUAGCAAGAAGGUCAAGAAGGUUUCCAAGUUGGAAGUCAUUUCUUCCCCGGGUGUGAGAAGCGUCGUUCGAUGUACCAUCGACAGCAGCGAAAAUGUAAACCAAGAGACUGAGGAAUGCGUAGAAGUCGAUACUAAGGAGAUCGGUAAACCGAAGAGAGUGUUUAUCCCUAAAUACAAAAAGGUAGAGAAUGAAACCUCACGGGCUGACGUUCAAGCGAUUACGGGCACGUGGAUCAGCAAGAAAUGCAUGAAAUACGACUUCGUCUGUAGCAGCAAGCCCAAACCUGAUCCCGCGACGAAACCCAUCAAAGUGGAAGGUCCCAGACCGUCCAGACUCUUCCAAGCUUGCAAGCAAGCUUCGUCGAAAGAAUUCGUCAGGAAAGCUAGUCAACACCACUUACCUACCAAGAAAGUAGACACGUGUAUGCCACUAAAUGAAGACAAAGGAGCUACCGAGAAAAAACCUCGCAAAGACAAUUUCGAAACGAAGGCAGAAAAAAGCGCUAAAUCUAACAAAGACACCAAGGGCGAAGAAGACAAGUCGUGCAAACCUUGCACCAGCAAAAAAGCCGAGAAGAAGAGGAAGCAGCUCAGUAUAAAGAAAGUAUCAGCCGGUACGAAGAAAUCUUCCUACAAACCGGAAAAAAGGAAAAGAGACAAAUCGGCGAAGAAAAGCGCAACCAAAGACGACAAAGCAGCAAAAAAAGACCACAAAAAAGCAUCUUUGCAUACCGAAGAGGAAAUUUGCGAUAAAGCGAAAAUGGAGGAACUCGACGCAAAAUGUAAAGCAAUAAUCGCCAAAUUGAAGAAAGAACUGGAGAACUGUCGAAAGGCCAAAAUGCACGACAAGGACAAGAAGUGUAUCGAGUCCCCGAAACUAGAUACCCCGCUACCAAAACCACACGAACAAGAAAAAGAUGUAGUAGCUGGUAGCAAGAACUUCUUGAAGAGCGUUUGUGACGGUAUCUUCAGUAAGAGUAGUCCUUCAGACCCAAAGAAAGUAACCAAGAAAGCGUCAAAAACGGCUGCCAAGAGCAAAUCAGCACCUGUCGUCAAAUCCGCAAAAACAGUAAAACCCGUGAAGAAAAUAAAAAGUGGAGGGUGUGAGAUCGACUUAGACCCGCAAUACUGUCAUAAACCCAAGCCUGAUCCGAAGAAAAAAGCAAAAGCUGAAGAGGAGUGCAAAGAAGAACCGAAGAAAGCGGUCGACGAAUGCAAGGAAAGCGAAAAGAAAGAAGCCAAGAAAGCGGACACUGCAUGCAAGAAAACCGACGAGAAAAAAGAAACCAAGUCGUGCGAUUCCAAAGAGAAGAAAAAGAAGGCGAAGAAGACGUCUAGCAAAGAAUGCAAGAAGGAGGAAAAGGCGAAGAAGUCGUCUAGCGACGUUUGCAAGCAAAAGGAAGAUAAAAAAGAAGCAAAGCAGAAGCCGAAGAAAGAAUCUGGACCUGAGUGCCACGGCAUGGGAGGGGAGAACUUCUAUGAAAAAAUAUGCGAGAAAUUCGAAAAGAAGAAACGAACGAAAAAGGUUGAGCGUCCAAAAUCGCCGUGCAGCUAUAACGCACCUAGCGCUGUGAAGAAAAAAGAAAAGAAGGAAUCCGAUGACACUUGCGAAGAAAGGGACAAGAAAUCGUCAGACGAUCAUUGCGAGAACGAGAAAAAAGCGAAGAAGUCAUCCAGCGAUAAAUGCGAAGAAGAAACAGACGAUAAGAAAGAAGGAGAGAUAAAAAAAUCUUGCAUCUGCAUAGAACCCAGUAAGCAGAAAUCCAAAAAAGCCAAAACGAAACCAAAGAAAAAGUUGUCGGAAUCCGACGUAAUUUGCUCUAAAGAAAAUACCAAGUCUGGCAAAGAAAAGAAAAAACACAAAGUAAAAGCUGACUGUUCGAAAGAAAAGAAGAAAUCUGAGUCAAAAGAACAAUGCGAUGAAGAAAAGAAAAGUGAUGAAUGUACAGAGAAAGCAGCGGAGACUAAAUGUGAUGAGAAAGAUCACAAAGACUCAGUUUCUGAUCAAAGUCCUCUAAUGCAGUGCAUAACCCAGUGCAAAAAGAUGAUAAAAAUCGAUGACUCUCAGUCGGGUAAAGCACUGACCAAAGACCAAAAGGAGUGUCCCAAAACACACAGAAUCCACAAAAAAAUCGCAGAAAUUGACAAACAAACCAAAGACAAAGUUUUCGUUCCUUGUCAGCACGAAGACAUCAAACCUGGAAUAAGAAACGCAGAAGGAGGCGAUAAAUGCGAAGAAACCAAAGAAGCGAAGUCAAAAUGUGACGAACUGGAAGAACAGCAAGAAGAGACUAACGUGAAGAAAGGUGCUUGCCAGAAGUUUAGCUUCUCGUGUCCUAAAGAAAAUGAAAAACGUGAAGAAAACGAAGAUCGUUGCGAAGAAAGAGAUGCGUCCGAAGAUUCAUGUCAGCUCACCGAGGAUAAGUGCUUCAAAAAGACGAAAGACGACUCGGCGAAAACAGACAAGAAACUUUCAAGUGUUUGUAAUAAGUCAGGCGAAAAGAAGAAGUCGAAGAGUAAAAAGACCGACAAAAGAAUGAAGAAUCAGAAGAAAGAAGAUACGGAAAAAAAGAUAUUGAAAAUUAACUGCAGCGAAUUUGUUAAAGAAAAAGGAUAUGGAGCAACCAGCAAAGAACAUUUAUGUUUGAAAUUAGAAAUUUCUGAUCAAGAAACACCUAGACGCGAAGACACGUGUCUAACAACCGAAAGAAAAAAUAAGCCUUCAGUACUCUACGUUCUACGUAAAGCAGAACCAAAAAACGAUGACCAAAAUAGAAAAAAAACAUUGCAAUUGGACCAAAGUGAAGACAACCAGAAACAGAAGAAACCCUCAAAAAAACAUGUACUUCCCGUUCCAAAAACAAAAACCAAAUUUGCAACAUCUGCCAUGUAUGGAAAGGGCUGCUCAGAAAUGAAGAAACAAGAACAAAAAUUGACAUCUGUUAAAGGUACGAAAAAUUCUACUUUAGCUUUAACUGAUGCAAUAUUAAAGGACACUGAACACCUAAUAAAACAAUUUAUUCCUUGCAAAUAUGAAGAAAUCAAGCCUGGGAUUCGAACGCCGGACGCAAUGAAAGCCGAUAUGUCGAAAGUUUCUUCUUGUCCAACUGAAAAUUCUACUAAAGCGAAAGCUGAAUCAAGCCACAAAGUCGAAGAAAAGGAAGACACUUUCCUUCCAUGCCAAGAAUCAAAGACAGUUGACGCAUAUAAAUCGGAUGCAAGUCUAGAGUAUCAAGAUUGUAAAGAAAAUCUAGAUGAAGAAAGCCACCAAUCUUCUAAAUCAAAGAUGAUAGUUGUUUGUAAAUAUGACGACAUUAAGGACGAGAUUCUUGGAAAAAGCAACAAGGAAAAGGUCGACUCUACCAGCCAAGUAGUCGCCUGCAAAUACGAAGAUAUUAAAGAUGAAAUCCUGAAAAAGAUCACAGGGUCUGCCCAAAAAGAAGAAUGCAAAACCACCGAUAAACAGGCAGAUCCGUGCAAAAGCAAAACCCUUGAGAAGAUCACAGAGUGCAAACAAGUAGAUGCGUGUAAAUACGAAGAUAUUAAAGACGCAAUUCUUCAGAAAAUCACAAGAUCUGCACACAAAGAAGAAUGUGAAACAACUAGUAAACAAACAGAUGCGUGCAAAUACGAAGAUAUUAAAGAUGCAGUUCUUCAAAAAAUCACAAGGUCUACACACAAAGAAAAAUAUGAAGAAACGACCAGUAAACAAGUAGAGGCAUGCAAAUACGAAGAUAUUAAAGAUGCAGUUCUUCAGAAAAUCACAGGUUGUGGACGCAAAGAAGAAAGUAGAGGGACCUCUAAGCAAGUAGAUGCGUGCAAAUACGAAGAUAUUAAAGAUGCAGUUCUUCAGAAGAUCACAGGGGGUGCACACAAAGAAGAAUGCGAAACGACCACUAAACCUAUAGAUGCGCGCAAAUAUCUGAACACUAAAGAUACAGAUUUUCAGAAGAUCACAACUUCUGUCCACAAAAAAGAAUGUGAAACGACCACUAAACAAGUAGAUGCGUGUAAAUACGAAGAUAUUAAAGAUGCAGUUCUUCUGAAAAUCACAGGGUGUGGACGCAAAGAAGGAAGUAGAGGGACUUCUAAACAAAUAGAUGCAUCUGCUGAGAAAGAACCAGAAUUGGCUACGUGUAAAUACCAACAGAUCAAAGACAUAAUUAUUGCCACAAUUACUGGCUGUAAGCAAAUAGGCAAAAAGGACAAUGCACAAGAACAGAAACAAAGUAGCACCACCGAAACACAAAAAGGAAAGAAGGCACAAGAAAAAGAAUCCAAAGACGAGAUUAAAGUCUUUAAGCCUUGCGAACACGAAGUAAUCAAACCCGGAAUCCGCAAGCCGGAUGACGACGCGACCAAAGAACACGAAGAACAAAGUGGAGAAAAAAUCAAACAAUUUGCGCCUUGUAUGUACGAAAAAAUCAAGCCCGGAAUACGGAAACCCGACGACGAAACGGACGAGACCAAAACGGAGUCAAAAAAACAUCACGAAGAAGUUUGUAAAGAAGAAGCGUCGGAAUCUACUAAAAUAGAAGUUCACCUUGAAGACAAGAAUACUCAAGGUUCUAAACUAGCGGUGAAACCUUGCCCCAAAUUUAGAAACCCGUGUCCAGAUUUUCAAGAAGCAACGGAAGAUUGCAAAGCCCAGAAUGAAGAGGUUUGCGAAGACGAAAAACACAAACCAGAUGAAAAAGCAAGUGACAAAAAAUCCAAAGACGAGAUCAAAAUGUUUAAGCCUUGCGAACACGAACACAUCAAACCUGGUAUUCGCAAGCCUGACGAUGAAGCGACCGACGAAAAAGAGAAACUAAAAGAAGACCACGAAGAAGUUUGUAAGGAAGAAGCGCCAAAAACCACUAAAACAAAAGCUCACCAUGAAGGCAAAAAUAUUCAAGGUUUAGAAGUUUGCCCGAAGGUUCAAAAUACAACAGAAGAAGGCAAAAAAACCCAGAUUGAAGACGAUUGUCAACGCGAAAAAACCAAACCAGAUGACAAAACACACAAGGAAAAAUCUAAAGAUGAGAUCAAAAUAUUUAAGCCUUGCGAACACGAAAAAAUCAAACCUGGUAUCCGCAACCCAGACGACGUAAAGUCCGACGGAAUGGAACACAAACAAAAGAAAUCGAAGGCUUCCAAGAACGUAAAAAAUCUAAAACAAGAAAUAAGGACCAGUAGGCUAACCACUAAAGUCAAAGAGGUAGCAAAAGAGUCAGAAGUUUGUAAAGAUGAAGCGAAAGAAGCAACUCAAGCGAAAGUCCAUCCUGAAGAAAGUGUAGCCUCUAAACCAGUACCAAGAAUUUGUCCAAAAUUCAAAAACCCGUGUCCCGAUUUUCAGGAAAAAGAAACAGAAGACUGUAACGAAACCCAAAAUCAAGAAGAACCAAAACUUGACCAGAAAGACGAAGAACACAUAAAAUGCGACAAACCAGAGGAGAAACAAACGAGUGAUACUUGCGAAAAAGAAGCAAAGGAGAAGAAACACAAACCCCAGAAGAAGCGCGAGAAAGUGCAGAUCUGUCCAGAAAUGAUGGCGAAGUAUAAAGAUUACGUCGAGAAAGAAGAUCACAAAAAACCCAAAGACGGGGAUAAAGGAAAAGCGGACACUGAUCCUUGUAACAAAGGAAAAAAUAAGAAAGAAAAAGUGAAACUAAGUUCCAAGGACGCGACGAAGAAGCAUGUUGAAAAAACAGAUCAGAAAAAACCUAAAGGAAGAGCGGCCAAAGAUUCUUGUGACACCGGAAAAGAUAAGAAAAAAAGAGAGAAAGUCAAGAUCACCUGCAAGGAAACGAUGAAAAAGUACGAAGAAUACAUCGAAAAAAAAGAUCCCCAAAAAUCUAAAAACGAGGAUAAAAGAACAGGCGACACCGAUUCUUGUAACAAAGAAAGAGGUAAAAGAGAAACAGUGAAGCUCGAUUGCAAGGAAGCGAUAAAAAAACCUAAAGGAAGAACAGAGGAAGAUUCUUCUAACAAAGGAAAAGCAAAGGAAGAAAGAGAGAAAGUGAAGAACAUCUGUAAGGAAAUGAAGAAGUCGAAAGACGUUGGCAAAAAAGGAGACCCCAAAGAUUCUUCUAAAACAGCAGGCGAAAAAGAGCACACAAAGAAACAUGAACAUCUAGACUGGCACGACAGAACAUCAAGGACAGUAGACAAGCCAUUUGGAAUAAACCACGACCCUUGCAAAAAGGCAGACAAAGAAAAAGCGACUAAAAAAGAAGAUCCGAAAACUAAGACGAAAGAAGAACAAGAUUCGUGCAGAGACAAACAGAAGAAAGAGGACGGGGAACAGCACGAAAGAAAAGAUAAAGAAGAACAAAAGCCAGAUUUGAUAGAAGUGUGUCCACAAAUCACAAAAAAAGUAGACGAAGAACGAGACUUCAAUUUAGCAGAUGCGGUAAACACUUCUCUUAUCCUCGGGACAUACGACAAAUUCAUGUCGAAAGGAAGCACUCACAAGAAGGAAGAAAGCAGUCACAAGAAGAAAGAAACAUGGAAGAAGGAACAACAGAAAAAAUCUACAGAAGUGCGCCAUAAAGGUUCGAAUACCAGUCUCUCAAAAGUUCCCGAACAGAAGAAAGAUGUACCACAAGAAAAGAGCAGUUUGUUUGCUAGUAUUUAUAACGCUUUGUUCGGAACAACGAAACCAAUACCUCCCAAGAAAACCGUUUCAGCUGAAGCGAUAACUAAGCAAGGUUCAAGUGACAAAACUCAAGACAAAAGUAAAACGAAACAACCACCGUAUAAAGAUUCUCGUAAAUACAUUCUAGCGAUCUUGGAAAAGAAUUCUAAGUGCCAAUCACUCCAAGAAAUGAUUCCGUGUCGACAGGGAGAGGACAAGACCGGCAAAAUACAAGUAUGCAAAUCAGACGGAAAAAUCAUAGACAGUAAAAAACCGUCAAGUUCAAAGAACCUCGAAAAGUCAAGUCGUCAAGUACACUCAGACGCUUCCAACAAACCUUGUCCAGAACUACAGAACAAAACAACCAAGUCUUCUAACGAAAAUUCUCUUUCGGCCCCCACGGAACCACCAAAGAGACAAUAUUGCUCGGGACACGACGAAGAAAAAGAGUUAAAACCACUGGUAGAUUGCCAAAGGAAGAAAUCUCCGAAGAACAACACCAAAAAUAAAUGCAUAGCAGCCGGACUCAGCGCGAAACCAAAAAAAAUUGAUAACAUCAAAGACUGUAGGAAAAAAGCUAAACCUCAAACACAAAAAAUGUGGCCUGCUGCUUGCGACUACACAGAGCCGACACGAGACAGAAAAGGUAGCAAAUGGGCUCGACCGCAAGCCCCUGUUGAUUACACAGCACCACCAUCUAUGAAAAAAACAGAACAAGAUAAAGAAACGGUUUGCGAAGAAGCAAGCAAAGAUACAGAAGAAAAGAAAAACCUUUGUACGGACGACAACCAUGCGGAAAAGAAAGAACUUAAGCCUCUAGUACCUUGUCGAGAACUUCGCGAACUCGACCUAUCCUGCACCCCCGAAAAAUACACCAGUUACAAAGAAAAAGAAGCCGUGAAGAUACCACACUUGGUCACCUGUUCCACCGCUCCUACCUGCGAACACAAAGACGGCAAACCUGUCAAAAUAUGCAACCUCAAACCAAAAAAACCCAAACCGAAAAAACGUAAACCCAAAAAGUGUACAUCGUUGCCGUGUGUCUCUAACACGAAAACGCAAAAGGUAGUAAAAAAGACGAAGAGCAAGGACUCGAAAGGGGGUUUCUUUGCAAAAUUCAAGAAGAAAUCGGAGAAGAAGAAACCACAAAAAAGUGCUUGUAAUGAUAAAAAGCCUCUGGAUCAACGAGGUUUAAGAAAAGCGAAGCUGAAAACUAUUGCGCCGAAUAGGGGAUCUACAGCCAGAAGCACCAGACAGCUGCGCAACAUCGAAGAUGUUCCAUGUACGACAAACCUCGAACAACAAAAAUGUAACGAACCGGAUCAAAGCCCCAUGAUGAAGACAAUAGCUUUGUGUAAAUUGAUGAAGCAGACGACUAUUCCUCAAAAAGGGAAAGUGCCACCAAGAGACAAGAAGUGCUACGCGGAAGAUCAAAGUGUGCAGAAGUUGGUCAGUUUUUAUGAAGGCAAGGCCUUACCCCAGCCUCCGUGUGGUAGCGUAAAACUUGUACGCGAGAAGCUUUGUCUAGGACUAGACAAAAUUCAAAAGGUACAAGAAAUUUGCUUCAAGGAGAAAGCACAAGAAGAUGCUAAUAAAGAAAAGAAGGAAGAAAUCCACGAGACGACAGAAGAAUGCAAAGCAGAAGCAGCUACAGAAAAGAAGGAAGAAGUUUGCGAGAAAUUGGAAAAGGAUUCCAAAGAUUCUGCCAAAAGAAUUAACAUAGAAUGCAAGGAUUCCGAUCAUGAUAAGGAAGAAGAUAUCUGCAAGAAAUUUGAAGAGACAGAUAAGAAGGAAAAAGAAAAAAUUAAGAUGUUCAUUCCUUGCCAGUAUGAAGAAAUCAAGUCGGGAGUACGAAGCGCACAUCUUAACGAAGAACGUGGUGAAGAACCCAAGAAAAGUGAAGUAAAAUCAGGAAUUAAACUGUUCGUUCCCUGUAUGUACGAAAUCAUCAAACCUGGCAUCCGACAUGAAGAUGAAACUAACGACACAAUCGACGAAAAAUGCGAAGAAGCAAAAGAAACAACGAACGAAAUAAAACAAGAUAACUGCAGAACAGAAGACGAAAAGUUUGAAAGAUUUGGGGUACAAGAAGAUCCAUGUGUGAAAGUAAAAAAAGAAAAGGAUAAACACGAAAAGACCAACAAAUCAAAAGAAAGCAAAAGUCACACGCAGUACGAGCAAACAGUGUGUCAGAAAGUGCUAGCAAAACUGAAAGAACAGAAAGAUAAAAAAGAGAAAAAGGAAAAUAGCAAAGAAGAAAAGACUAAGAUGGUCGCACCUAAAGACGCAACCAAACAGAUAGACGGGAAAGGCAUGAUUGCUUCCUUAUGUGGUAUCAAAGAUGGAAUUUUUGCGAAGAUUGUAGGAUCGAAAAACACAGAAGAAAUACGUACAGCGACAAAACCUAAACGUUCUGAUAAUCUGCUCGAACCAUGUGCAGCAAGUCAAAAGGAAGAAGAAGAGGAAGAGGAAGAGGAAGAAGAGGAGGAAGAAGAAGAGGAGGAGGAGGAGGAGGAAGAAGAAGAGGAAGAGGAAUUCGAAGACAGUCGGGAAGAAGUUACGCCCAUUUGUAAGAAAGCGGAGAAGAGUGAACAGAGAACAUCGAUUCCUGGCAAACAUGAAAAACCACAGAAAGACAUAGAUGGCACUAAGAUUUGUCCAAAAUUCAGUAACCCGUGCCCCGAUUUACAAGACAAGGAAGAAAAAGAAGACGAGGAAGAAGAAGAAGAAUGCGAAGAAAAGGAAGAGGAAGAAAAUGAAGAAGAAGAAAAUGAAGAGGACGAAGAAGACGAAUUUGAAGAUUCGAAUGACGACAUUAAGGCUUUUGGUAUUUGUCAGCACGAAGACCAAGUAAAAAAAAACUCGAAUACAAAAAAACUUCAAAUAGAGAACGCCGAAAAACCUGAGGCCGAAACCUGUAAAGACACAGACCACAAAAAGAGCGAUACAGAACAUCAAACCAAGACCCUCUCUUGCCUAGACGAAGAAGAAAAACAUUCAGAAGAUGAUCCGUGUGAUCAAAAAAAUAUGUACACACCGAGACAUUUCGACAACGAAAAAAUACAAAAAUUUGGUAUUAAAGUUGACCCUUGUAACAAAAAGGAGGAGGAAUGCCACUUGGAAAAGGAAGAUUCGAAAAAGGAAGGUCCAAAAUUGGGCAAUUUGUGUUUGGCACUGGCCACGAAAAGCGCGACAGCGGAAAGCGAUAUCUGCAAGAGCAAAGAAGAAAAGAAAGAAUAUGUAGAGGUUUGCACGAAAAAAGAUAAGACAAGAGAGAAGAGUAGAAACGAAAGGGGAGAGAGUGUUGGACCAAUUAGAAAGUGCCCUAAAUUUGCAUUCAUCUGUAAACCGUUAGAAACCAAAGAAGAAUGUAAAGAAGAAAAAACUGUUGACCCCUGCGAGAAGGAGAUUGAAUGUAAAGAAGAAAAAGUAUCUGACAGCUGCACGUCUGAGAAAUCGGGCCCAAAAGUAGAAGAAAAGGUGUGCAAAGAAAAAGAUCCAAAAGAAGAACAGUUUGAAAGAUUUGGAAUACGGGAAGAUCCAUGCGAGAAAGCGAAGACACAAGCAAAAGAAGAAGGUAAGAAAGAUCCUUGCUCUGAGAAAAACGAAAAGACCAAACAUGAGGAAACAGUGUGUGAGAAAGUGUUAGCAAAAGUGAAAGAAGACAAAGAUAAGAAAGAUUCUUGUUCUGAGACAAACGAAAAGAAAGAAUCUAAACAAAGCAAGAGUCAAAAACAGUAUGUCCAAGUGUGUGAGAAAGCGGACGCCAAAACAAUAGAAAAGAAGAGCGAAGAAAAAGAUACUUGUCUAAAAAAUGAAGAAAAACUUGAAAGAUUUGGGGUACGGGAAGAUCCAUGCGAGAAAGCGAAGACACAAGCAAAAGAAGAAGGUAAGAAAGAUCUUUGCUCUGAGAAAAACGAAAAGACCAAACAUGAGGAAACAGUGUGUCAGAAAGUGUUAGCAAAAGUGAAAGAAGACAAGGAUAAGAAAGAUUCUUGUUCUGAGAAAAACGAAAAGAAAGAAGCUAAACAAAGCAAGAGUCAAACGCAGCACGUGCAAGUGUGUGACAAAACGGACGCCAAAACGGAAAAAAAGAAGAGCGAAGAAAAAGAUUCUUCUUGUAAAAAAGAAGAAAAGUUUGAAAAAUUUGGGGUACAGGAAGAUCCAUGCGAGAAAGCAAAAACACAACCAAAAGAAAAGGAGCAGAAAGAUCAUUGCUCUGAGAAAAGUGAAAAGACCAAAGAACUGAAAGAAAAAUUCGAAAGAUUUGGGGUACGGGAAAAUCCAUGUGAGAAAGCGAAAACACAACCAAAAGAAAAGGAUAAGAAAGAUCUUUGCUUUGAGAAAAGUGAAAAGACCAAAGAACUAAAAGAAAAAUUUGAAAGAUUUGGGGUACGGGAAAAUCCAUGUGAGAAAGCGAAAACACAAGCAAAAGAAGAAAAGGGCAAGAAAGAUCCUUGCUCUGAGAAAAACGAAAAGACCAAACAUGGGCAAACAGUGUGUGAGAAAGCGUUAGCAAAAGCGAAAGAAAAGAAAGACUGCUCUAAAAAGGAGGAUAAAAAAGAAAUUAAAGCAGAUUGUACAACUAUCGACAAAACAAAAAGACAAGACGAUGAUUGUGCACAAGCAAUGUCUUUGUGUCUCAAAAAAGAAACUAAAGCAAACGAAGACAAAGCGAAGAAACUGUUGCAAAAAGUAGACGACGAUUGCUUACAAGCACUGUGUUUGUGUCUAAAAGCUGAAAUUAAAAAACCGACAAAAGAAAACGAAGGAGAAGCCAUACAAGCAAGCAACUUGUGUCACCAAAUAUGUCAGAAAGAAAACGCAAAAGAAGAUCUUUGUCAGAAAGAGAAGGCGAAGCAAAAGAAAGAAAAACAAGACACCAAAGAAUGUCAGUCAAAACCGGAGAAAACAGAAGAAAAAUGCGCCAAAUUCAAAUUCGUGUGUCCCUCUAAAUCUAGCAAAAAAGAAAAUAAACCCAAUCCAUGUGACGAGAAAUGGAUGAAAGCUGCAAAAAUCAAUGACUCCAAGAAAGACGGAAAGUCAAAAGAGCGCUUUGAUCUUAAAGAAGACCCUUGCAAGAAAACAACAGAAAAGAAGUUGAAAGAAGCAGCAAAAGACGAAUGUAAAGACAAAACGCCCACUUUCCCAGAACGUAGACCUGAAAAAAUCGCCGACUUCGAACGGUUCGGCGUGAAGGAAGAUCCUCACAAGAAAGUGGCGGAAAAGAAGAAAGACGAGUUAAAAGAAGCAUCAAAAGACGAAUGUUCAGGUGGACCUGAAAUAAUCGCGAUCUUCGAACGGUUCAGUGUGAAGGAAGAUCCUUGCAAGAAAGUGGCAGAAAAGAAAGACGAGUGUCUCAGAGAAGUAGCGAAAGACGAAAGUAAAGAUAAAAUGCCGACUUUUCCGGAGCGUAGACCCGAAAAAAUCAUGGAUUUUGAACGGUUCGGUGUGAAAGAAGAUCCUGUCAAGAAGGUAGCGGAACAGAAGAAAGAAGAAGGUCUGUACGUGUGUAGCAAAGAAGAGGAAAAAGUUGAAGAGAGUAAACACGAAAAGUGCUUCACAGUGGAAAAUCUUUGCGUCAAAAAGGAAGAUGUUUGUGAGGAAGAAAAGCAGCAGGAAGAACCUUGUGAAGAAACACAAACAAAAGGCAAAGAAAUGAAAAAGUAUGAGGAUCCGAAUGUGAACUUAGAUCUUUGUCACCAACUUCUGGUAAAGAAGAAAGACACAAGUGAAGAAAAAAAGCCUCAAAUAAAACUAGAUCUUCACGAAGGCGUGAAAAAGCGUGACGGAAGUAAGACUAAACCAACACAAAAAUGUGAAAAGAAGCAGUUCGAACGGUUUAACGUAGCCGUAGAUCCUUGUGAGAAAGCAAAGGAAAUCAGCCGGAAAGAGCAGGAAAAAAAGAAACUCAAAGCACAAGAAAAAAGCGAAAAGAAGAAAGACGCGUGUUCCGAUAAAUUAACAGAAAAAGGCAAAGAACUCUGCCGCAUUUACAACAGCUUUUUGCAGAAAAAAAAGAAACAAGAUGAAGAUAAACACUGAUUCCAACGAGGACUUUUGGAAUAUUUUGCGCACUGUAUGUCUGUUAUAAAAUUUUAGUUCUCUAAAUAAAUUCAGUGAUUAA